AUGUCUUUUAGACGAACAUUAUCUUUAUUUAAUCUCUUUACUACCAUAUCAUACAAUAACAGAUCCGCGUUAUGUCACUCCCCUUCUUUUUUUGCAUAUUCACAAAAGCACUUUGUCGAUUUUCGUUCUUACUCAAGUACAAAGAAUUUACCCAAUAAAGUAAAAUUAUUAUUAAGUGAAAUUGAAAACACGAUAGCGACCGGAGGAGUCACUAAGGGAAUUAAACAAGUGGUCGGAUCUACUUAUGGAGGAAAUUAUCGAUUAAAAUGGACAGAACCUCCUCGCUCAGUCUUGGUUGUGAAAAAGCCUUUCACUGAAUCCACUAGUGAGGCUUUCGUGGAAAUUUUAAGUUGGUUACGUAAAUCUCAUCCUAAUAUAAAUAUCAUUGUUGAACCCGAGGUAAUUAAAGAAUUUGGAAAUGAAUUACCGUAUGUAAAUGUGAUUCCACUAGGACAACAAGAUGAAUAUGCACGUACUGUCGAUUUCGUUAUAACAUUGGGUGGAGAUGGAACAAUUCUUCACGUUUCAUCGCUUUUUAAUCAAUGCGUUCCACCAGUCAUUUCAUUCUCAAUGGGAACAUUUGGAUUUCUACUUCCAUUUCAUAUCAGACAUUUUAAGGCUGCGUUAGAAGAUAUGAUCAAAGGUGGCGUCUCAUUGUUGCUUCGAAUGAGACUUUCUUGUUCAAUAUGGACUGCAGAAGGGAAAAGGAUUACGAAGAAUGGCAUUGAAAUCGGCGAUUUACAAGCCAUGAAUGAAGUAAAUUUGCAUCGGGGUCGUUAUCCACAUCUCACCGCAAUCGAUUGUUUUGUGGAUGGACAAUUUCUUACAGAUGCUGUGGCGGAUGGGUUAAUUAUUGGCACACCUACAGGCUCAACAGCAUACUCAUUAUCAGCUGGAGGACCGAUAAUACAUCCUUCUGUACAGAGUCUUAUUAUCACUCCUAUUUGUCCAAGAUCACUUUCAUUUCGACCCAUUUUACUACCAUCGGGUGUAAGAAUCCAAUUAAGGAUCGGCGAACAAAGCCGUGCGCCAGCCGAAGUCACUGUGGAUGGAAGGGAAAUAUUUAUGUUGAAUAAAGGAGAAUACUUGGAGGUACAAAUGUCACCUUACCCAAUCCCUUGUGUAAAUAGAGUUGAUGAAGGCGUUGAUUGGGUUAAAGAUAUUAAUGAUUUGUUGAAAUGGAAUCAAAAUUUUGUAAAUAAACAAUUACUUGUGCAUGGGUUCUCAUAG
This is a messenger RNA of Funneliformis caledonium, 1230 nucleotides long. The record is from the annotation of a GenBank genome assembly. NCBI's taxonomy places the organism in Eukaryota, Fungi, Glomeromycota, Glomeromycetes, Glomerales, Glomeraceae.